CCGGAUUAGUAUAUCCAGAUCGCUCUUACAGAUGCAGCCCAUUAGAGCCGACUCCAAAUCCGCCAGAGGAGUUCCUUGGCGAUCAUCACACGAUUAACUCGUUGGAAACAUUAACUGUCAGGACCUGCUAAAAUACCAACCAUGUCCGUUGCUCUUUGUGUCUGUAUUCUGUCUUGGUACCUCCACAACAGCGCUGCUGAAGCAGAGCUUGCCCCACCAAGGGACGUGACGAUGAUCACCAUGAACACCCAUUACAGACUGAGCUGGGACUGGGAUCAGAGUGCUGCAGGCUCUCACAAUGUCACAUUCACCACACAAUAUGUUGCGAAGUACAAGCUGAAGUUCAAGAAGAAGAGUCUGAACUGGUUUACGUCAUGCGAGGAGACGUCAGAGAGGUCAUGCGAUCUUACAGCAUGCAACCUGCACUACCUCGGUAUUUUCAUGCUUCGUGUGCGAGCCAACAUGAAUGGGCUUCACUCCACCUGGGUGCAGAAGGAAUUCUGUCCUGAUAAAGAUGCUGCUGUGGGAGCUCCAACCAAAGUUAACCUUGCUCCUGCUGGAAGUGAUCUGGACGUUUUCAUCUCUGACCCUCUGACAAGUACCAACAGCUCAAUGAAGGAACUUCUUCCCAAGCUAUACUACCGUAUUCUUUACUGGGAACACUCUGAAGACAGACAGACCUCAAGAACCCAGCUUGUAAACAGCAAUGCCAAUGUGGUGACUUUGCCAAACCUGAAGCCCUGGACUUGGUACUGUGUGAGCGUGCAGACACGCUAUGACUUCUACAACAAGAGCAGCAACUUUACCUCACCGCAUUGCAUGCAGACUGAAGGUGCUACUCCAUGGUGGCAGAUCUUUGUGUGCUUCGUGGGCUCUCUUGUUGUCUGCUUUCUCGUCAUGCUGCUCUCACUCUAUGGCUCUUUUUGGUGCUGCAAGACCUUCAAGACAAUAUUGUACCCUUCCAACCAGCUGCCCACACACUUUAAGGAGUACCUGUGUGACUCUCCGGGUUCUGACAUUCCGCGCCUCCUCACACCGGAGUCAGAAUCAGAACUGCUGUGUGAUAACGUGACUGUCUGCCCAGAGCCAGCUGUCCUGGAAAUCCAUAACCCUCCACCUGAAGACUUUGCAAUACCCACGUUAGGCUCGGAGUCAGACAGCAGUGGCAGACACAGUCGCCAGGGCAGCGGUAGCAGCAGUGGAGACUCUGGAGUUUACUCUACAGGAGGCAGCUCCAACUUGCAGCAGCCCGACAUCACCAAGUCCUUUGCAGGUGCUCAAGACUGCUGGAAGGGUAUAUUUGACUCUGAACUAGUAAAGAUGCAGGAGAUGGCUCCAGAUCUUAAGAGUCAACCUCUGAUCACAGAUGAGCGCACUGUAGACAUGUCUGUCUGAAGCCAUGCACAGGAAGAGACAUUUAUUGAGAAGAGCAUGAUGCUAAGAGGAUGUCACAGAAGGUGCAGAUGUGGGGAGUGUAUAGUGUUCCCUUUUUACACCUUUCACUGUGAAACAAGUAGAGGUAUGUGUGGUGUUUGUUAUAUAUGAUAUAUGGAAGAAAGACACAAGCUGAAGAGUGACAGACUCACAAGAAACAAAAAUGCUGUGGCACUGAGUGUUACCAACCUCCAUGUAAUGCUGAAAACAAGCACCAUACUGCUGAUUUGAGCUUUCUAGCAAUUAUAUGAAAAAUUCAGGUCCUUACUUGGAGACCAUCAUAUUUACACCAAACAGGAGGUGCUGUUGGUGCUGUUUUAAAUAUAUUCUACAUUCCCUUCUCCUUGUCUCCAACCGCCACUGUCUUAACCCUGCAUUCGCGUUGUGAGUGGAACCCCUUAAGCUUCAGUGUACCGCCGGCGGUACACUUACUAAUUUGCAUAGGAAUUUCAAGAAUGUCCGACGGCUGCAAACACGAUUAUACAAACACUAUACGCCGAUGGAAAGCUUAGAUUCUCAUGAAUCCACCGGUAUAAACCACUUUCAGAUGUGAUUACCACAGCGGGUGAGAAAAACACAUUUGUCCGACAAAAACAAAUAUUCAUCCAUCCGUUCUCUAUACACGGCUUCAACGCACACAGCGCGACUCACAUUUCCGGGUUCAUUAUUACACACAAAAAAAGGAUUCCACAAAAAACGGCCAUAAUCCAACCUUUUACAUCCAGAUGACACAAGCCAGUAAACUAUUUUAUCCAAAACAUGUCCUGAAGUCAGUAUAAAAUCCCCGAAUCGGUCAUUUUCAAGGAAAUGCACCUCGCGAUGCCCGUCCAAUAUUCCCUGUAUUUUUCGUAAUUGUUUUUAUUUAAAAAUAGAAUAUUAGCGAUUUUUUGUACUGAAAACGGCUGGAAUUGACUGAAGCUUAAAGGGUUAACGUGGGGCUUGAAUUUGACUGAGCUCAACAGAGAGGGUUGCAUCUCCAUAACAAUCUGCAUUAGUAUUGUUUCAAUCUUUUAUUGUCACAUUGCUUUAACCCUCAAGUGACCAUGUGAACAUUUUUGUGGUGUUAAAUGUUGGCUGUGUUAAUGCAUGUGGCAUAACAUUUGGUAAACGUGUUUAUUUUGGGGGAAAUUUAAUUCUAACCUCAGCUCCCAUAAUGUAUACAUGUACAUACAUGUAUUAUAAUGUGUAAUAUUUACACUCCAGACCGUAAACAAGAAAAUGUGCCCAUGGGAACCCAUUCAAACUGCUAUUUUUGAUGUCCCUGCCAUUACAUCAUGAAGAAUGAAAGUCAGUGACGUACUUAUUUAAAAAUAUUUUGCCUAUGAAACAAAUUGAGUUUUGAAGUGUUGGUAGGGAUGUCACAGAUUAGACCACCCUUCUUUUCUUCAAUUUCUUGUUCAUUUUUAUGCCUGCUACAACUGAAGGUACAUUUGUUUGGGCAAAUAUAAUGAUAACAAAAAUGGCUCAAGAGCUUAAUUUUAGAGCUGAUAUCUAGCCAUUUUCCAUGGUUUUCUUGAUCGUAACCAAAAUCACUUAAGUUCUUAAAUCAAUAGCCAUGACAUUGUACUGCCAAAAACAGUGCUUUUAGGCUUUCCUUGUUUUCUUUUCUGCCUGUUUUAGUCUCAUGAUACACACAGGAGUUAGUACUUGAUUGCAUAACCAUUGUUUCUGAUGACUGCAGCCAUGCAUCUUGGCAUGCUCUCAUUCACAUUCUGACAUUGUUCUGCUGUCACAGCAGCACAUUCCUGUUGCACAAAUUCAAACAAAUUUGCUUUGUUUUUGGGCUUGUGCUUCUCUACUUUUGCGUUGGGUGAUUUUCCACAAGUUUUCAAUUGGAUUUACAUCUGGUAAUUGAGCAGGCCAAGGCAUGGUUCAAAUGUUCUGGUUCUCCAUCCAGGCUUUAAUUGACCUGGUUUGUAGGCUUCUCCAAACUUCCUCCUAACCAGUAAGUUUCUGGAGUGGGCAUCAACUGAAAAUUGGAUUCAUCAACUGAAGAGAACCUCAGCCCAAUCAUAAACAGUCCAAUCUUUGUGAUCCCCAGCAAAGAGUAACUGGGCUUUCCUCUGCCUUUCAUUGAUGAAGGGCUUGUUCUGUGCCCUGUGUGACUUAAGACCAGCUUCAGGAAGUCGGUUUUGAACUGUCUUCGCCAAACAAGUCACGUUUUUCAAUAGUGCCCACUCAUUUUUAAGGUCCCUGGAGGUCUGACGAUGAUUUCUGACUCAGGAACGGAUAAGUGCACGGUCAUCUCACGGGGUGGGAAGUAGGGCUGGCCCGAAUAGUGGUUUCUGGCCUCCGCAGUGGCAGAGACAGCCCGAAUAGUCAGAUCCGUUCGUCUGGUCUGCCGGGUUCACAUUUUGCCCUCGUUUAGUAUUUAGUUAAACUGAAGAAUUCCUAAACACCGGUCUUCAGCAUCUUGUCUUGUGUUUAUGCAACAAAGUGAAGCGUGACUUCAGAGUCGGCAGUCACCCGACCAUUCGGGUGGUGUUUACAAACACGAAUGGAGGAGCCGAAAUGAGCCGAAGAACACGGUGGGAUGAGCCGAAAUGGGCCGAAGGCGCAGGGAAGAGACGAGCUCCGAAUAUUUUCGUCUGGGGGGAGGAGGGGGUGAUCACAUCGACAUAUGUGUAUAUGUUAUAGACAUAUGUGUAUAUGUUUAUGUGAUCACAGGACGUGAUGAGCCGAUGUGGGGCGGAGGGAAGACAGUAACGCUGCAUAUUCUUUCCGCCCGGUAAGGUCCGACGGUGGGGGGCGGCGAAUAUUCGGAUACCAAAAUUAAUAUCCGGAUAGUGCCGUAGCGAAUGAAUAUUCGGAUAUUCGGGUCCAGCCCUAGUAGGAAGAUGUUUCCUGCUGCGACCAGCUAGCAAUUUGGUAGUACCAUGUUCGGCUUGUUUUUCCUUGGUGUAAUGAAUGGCUGUCUUGGAGACCUUCAAUUUUUUCGCUACCUGUCUCUCACUUGUGCCAAUUUCCAGCAGUGCCAAGAUGGCUGCCUUUGUGGCUUCACAUAAUUCUUUUGUUUUCGGCAUUAUGUGAGAGCUGACAACUUCUGAGUUGUGCUACAACUUGAAUGUAAGCAGGAAACCACUAGGCCUUUCCAUGUGCAUUGCUGCUUUUUAUGUAAUCGGCUGCAUUUUUUUGUCAUGUUCAUUGUAUUCUUCAGGUAAUAUAAUGUACCUUUAGUCAUACCAGGCAUUAAAAUGAACAAGAAAUUGAAGAAAACAAGGGUGCUCUAACAAACGAUUGUGAAAUAACGUUAAAUAUGUUUUAAAUAUUCCUCAAAAUAGCGACCUUUUGCUUUGAUUCCUGCUUUGCAAACAUUUGGCAUUCUCUGGAUGAGCUUCAUGAGGUAGUCAUAGUUUUCACAAGUGUGCCUUGUCAGGGCUAAUUUGUGGAAUUUCUAGCCUUCUCAUCUUAAUGAAGUUCAAACCAUCAGUUGUGUUGUGCGGAAGUCUGGCUGGUACACAGUUGACAGCCCAAUUUAACAACUGUUAGAAUCCAUAUGUGCUGCAUCAGAUGACCUGGCCUUCACAGUCAUUUGACCUAAACCCAGUCGAGAUGGUUUGGAAUGAGAUGGACCGCAGAGUGAAGGUAAAAGGGCCAACAAGUGCUCAGCAUCUCUAGGAACUCCUUCAGGACUGUUGGAAAACCAUUUCAGGUGACUACUUCAUAAAGCUCAUCCAGAGACUGCAAAACAGGAAUCAAAGCAAAGGAUGGCUAUUUUGAAAAAUCUAAAAUCUAAAACAUGUUUUGACUUAUUUCACACUUUUUUGUUUACUGCAUAAUUCCAUGUGUUCAUUCAUAGCUUAGAUGCAUUCAAGCUACUAUGUAAAUAGACAUGAAAAUAAAGAAAAAACCAUUAAAUGAGAAUGUGUGUCCAAACUUCUGACUCAUAGUGUACCUGCACAUUACACAAUAAAUAGUUGGAAAUCCAA
Messenger RNA from Acanthochromis polyacanthus (spiny chromis), 5363 nucleotides. It is a transcript of the gene il10rb, whose product is annotated as interleukin 10 receptor, beta. NCBI's taxonomy places the organism in Eukaryota, Metazoa, Chordata, Actinopteri, Pomacentridae. The coding region runs from base 142 to 1395 and encodes 417 amino acids. The transcript is spliced from 8 exons. Gene Ontology annotation, molecular function: interferon receptor activity; protein binding. The record is from RefSeq and is a predicted model, not a curated record.